Molecule: messenger RNA, 397 nt
Organism: Staurois parvus
Lineage: Eukaryota; Metazoa; Chordata; Amphibia; Anura; Ranidae
Source: the annotation of a GenBank genome assembly
UGGUACAAGGCUGUUGUGAAUAGCCUUGUACCAUGUGACCUCUGUGAUCAUUCAUAUAUUUCACAAGUAGUAAGCGUUGAAGUCAGGAAGUGAUAUCUUGUUAACUACUAUUCAUGUGAUCAUUGAUUGGCCAAUCAGUGACCACAUGAAUCGGGAACUCACACAGAGGUCUUGUACAGCGAUCUGUGUUCCGCUGUGUCUGGAGGGCACAGCAGGCACCAAUCGUGGUGCUGUGCGCUCCCAGGGAGUGCGCGCAGGCAAUGGAUUCGGGGGGACGUUUAGAAACGGCCACCCGAACCUGCACUGCCACCGUCCGGCCGUUUAUAUGCAACGGCCGGUCGGGAAGUGGUUAAAGUGAUCUCUUGGAGAAGUGGAUUUCCUCAGUGGUAUUUAAUUA